ACCUGAAAUUUUCGGGUCGGGUCCAAUAUUGACACCCCUAUUCUCGGCUAUGGCCAACUCUUUGAUGCUUAACUUUUUGUAUGGCUGGGAUGCUCAACCUAUUUUAUUUGUAUUUUUGUGAGGGUUAUUCUCCCAGUCAGAUUUCUUCUCUUUUGAUUUUUUUUUUAAUUUUAUUUUGAUAUAUAUCUGUAUAAUCUUUAUAAAUCAUUGUUGAUCUUAAUAUGCUGAGAAAUAAACAAGUUUUUUUUUUAUUUUUAUUUUUAUUUUGAAAAGAAAUAAAUAAAAAUUUAUAAGAACGAAGUAGUCAAUUGCUAGUCGAAAGGCAGAAGACAGAUACCAAAUUUUCAAAUGAUUGAUGUAUGCAAACGCGCGAAGUUCAACGGCUUAAUAAAGCUUGUCUGCUCCGAAACCGCAACAUUCCAUAACAAUCGCCAUUAUUGUUCCCUCUUUACCAGACCUUCCAAGCAGAAGAAGGUCGAAGAACUUAUGCCAUCUAGCAGAUCUCUCCAAGAGAAAGAAAAAUCGAACGGGAAAGGAAAUCGGAUAUGCAGGAGAAUACGAUUUCGGUGCCGGUGAUCGAUCUCACGGACUUCCCAUCAGAGAGGAGCAAACUGGCGGCGGCGAGCACGGUGUUGGGCUGCUUCCGGGUCGUCAACCACGGCAUCCCAGAGGCUAUGCGAGCCGACAUGAAGGCCGCCGUCCGAUCCCUAUUCGAGAUCUCGGCUGAGGCUAAGCUUCGUAACGUCGAGAUAAUCCCUGGAAGCGGAUACAUGCCGCCCUCUACGAGAAACCCCUUCUACGAGGCAUUCGGCCUCUACAAUGCAGCUUCCACUUCUGAUGUUCGCGCUUUCUGCUCCCUCUUGGAAGCCUCCCCAUUCCAUCAAGAAAUAAUCAGUUCAUAUGCUUCAAAACUCCAUGAUUUGAUUGUGGACAUAGCAUCUAAACUGGCAGAUAGCUUGGGUUUAGUGGGUUACUCAUUUCAGGACUGGCCUUGCCAGUUCAGGCUGAACAAAUAUAACUUCACCAAUGAAACCGUUGGUUUUCCUGGCGUUCAGAUCCACACAGAUUCCGGCUUUCUUACUGUCCUCCAAGAAGAUGAGUCUGUUGGUGGACUAGAGAUCAUGGAUUCCACCGGAAAUUUUAUGGUUGUUGAUCCUGUACCCGGUACCUUUCUUGUUAAUCUUGGCGAUAUUGCAAAGGUGUGGAGCAAUGGUAGAUUGCACAAUAUAAAGCAUAGGGUGCAAUGCAAGGAAGCCUUGCCAAGGAUCUCUAUUGCACUGUUCAUGCUCGCACCGAAGGAUGACAUGGUCGAGCCGCAACAAGACUUCAUCGAUUUCGAGCACCCACGGCUAUAUCAGACUUUCUUGUUCAAGGAGUACAGAAAACUUAGGCUCUCCCCUGGAGCUAGUGCUGGUGAAGCCCUCUCCCUUCUUGCAGCAGAUCAAGCUACUGUGAAGGUUUGAUAUAAUACUGUUGGUUUUGAAUUCUGUAUCUUAUGAUAGAGCUGAUGCUCGUUGUGAUCAUCAUCAAUGAAUAAAGCAAGAUGGUAGCUUUCUUCUCCUCAACCAUUUCUUCUUUUGUCUGUAGUGGUGUUAGCAGUGGAAUAUAUCAUUACUUUGCAUAAGAAUUACCUUUGCUUAUUCCAACGUGUUAAAAACUUCGAAACUCAAGUGUGAUUGGGCUUUGAAUUGAUCGAAAUCGGCUAAAUAAUCAUUCAAAUUCAGUUUGAUUGGCCCAA
Messenger RNA from Dendrobium catenatum, 1738 nucleotides. RefSeq names its product 2-oxoglutarate-dependent dioxygenase DAO-like. NCBI's taxonomy places the organism in Eukaryota, Viridiplantae, Streptophyta, Magnoliopsida, Asparagales, Orchidaceae. Bases 546 to 1463 code for a protein of 305 amino acids. The transcript is spliced from 3 exons. Gene Ontology annotation, molecular function: indole-3-acetaldehyde oxidase activity; dioxygenase activity. The record is from RefSeq and is a predicted model, not a curated record. Gene Ontology annotation, biological process: auxin catabolic process.